AUGGCGCGGAGUGAUGAAAUCCCCCAACUCGGCAGAAAGCGACCCGCAGAUGGUGAUCCGGACGGCGCGCAACCUCUCACGAAGAGGUUUGGAUACCUCCAGAUAGGAAAUAAUCCGGAGGCCCCAACCUUCGGAGCUCGGCCCCGUGAUCGCGAUGGCGAUGGGUUCAAUCAUUUCAACCCUUCCACUUCCAUCUCUUCUUCCACAUCCACUCCUUCCGCUCUCUCCACUUGGUCUACUGCGACUCCCCCGAGAACAUCCAUCUCCAAUUCCAGUCCGUCAUGCUUGACCCGGUCCGAUGCGAUGAUGCUGGACGAUACCAAACACACGACCUACAUUCAUGAUUUAGAUCGGGAGUUGGCGGAUAUAGAUCCUCCUGAUGGAGGACUGAUUCUUCUACCCCUCGCGACAAAAAUGAUUUCCGUGCCGGAAUCAGUCUUGCCAGCACCCUCGCGGGGCAAGGAAUUAGUGCUGUACACCGAGCCUUCUUCCUUGACAGUUCCUAAGGAGCAAGAUAGUGUGAGGAAAGCAAUCAUCGAAGCCAGAGCCAGGGCCAGGGCAAGGGCGCAUGCAGCGAAUAGUCACCAACCCCUACCGUCUUCCGAUCAUGGCUCUUUGUUAUCUUCCAGCAAGGGCUUCGGGAAUACCUCUUUGACGUAUAGUAUUGAUGACGACCCCAUGGACAUUGACUUCAAUCCCUAG
Molecule: messenger RNA, 702 nt
Organism: Penicillium daleae
Lineage: Eukaryota; Fungi; Ascomycota; Eurotiomycetes; Eurotiales; Aspergillaceae
Exons: 2
Coding region: 1-702 (233 amino acids)
Source: RefSeq, a predicted model, not a curated record